AUGUCUCACGGUUUCGACCCCGGAGGACAGCAUCAUGCGGCCACCACCCUGACGCAGUACUCCGAGCCCCACAUCCAUCUUCCAGCGACGCAUAUAUCGCGGCCACCUUCGAGACCAUACCUCAUUCACAGUCAGACAGCUCCGACCGGAAACGGCAUGUCGUUAUCGGCUAGUUCUAUCGGAGGUAUCCAUCCGGGCCAUCCGGGGGCAGGCUACAAAUCUCACUCGCUCCUGCCCAACGGGCAUCACCCUUCGGUGGGUCAAUUGCCGCCCCAUUCGGUCUCCCGACUGUCCCACAGUUUCAUGACGACGUUUCCGAACAACCAAAACCAUACCCGUCAAUCUAGUCUCCUCCAUGACAACAACACCACAACUCAGAAAGAUAUCUCGACGACGGCUCCUACUACGGCGACGACGAGCAACAAUUCUGCGGCUGGGGCCAUUGCCAUCAAUUCAUCACUGUUGACAUCGACAUAUCAUCAUGCGCUUUCGCUUCUGUGUAUGCUCUCUGUUCUCAUGUGCAUACUAUCGGCGUCGGUCAUGCGACCGCUCGAGCACACCAACGUUUCCACGGAGCGCGGACUCCGCAACGUGCUCAGCGUCUGCAUGCUGAUACUGUCGAUGUGUCUCGAUCUCUACUGCCUCUUCGUGUGCUGUCUGCAGCUCAUGUUGGCUUUAACGACCGGCAGCAGUGCUUAUCUCAGGGAAGCUUCAUGUAGCAGGAACCUCGCCGUGGCUUCAUUUCUGCUGAGUGUGCCAUUCUUCCUCACGGGUAGCAUCCUGAUUCUGAAUAUACCGCUCCCGGCAUCGCUGGGAAUCGUCGGUGUUGUUUUUGUGGUCUGGAUACUCUCAUCGGUUCACAACGUCUACGUUUGGAAUCUAACCGUUCAAGAGGGGAACGACAACAAUAACAACGGCAAAACUCUCCAUGGUCACAUCGUUCAGUUAUCAACCUUGGUUUGAAUCGCUCUCUGCUGACAACCUGUAGCCAACUCCUCUGAACAUUUCCUCGUGGUCCGAAUGGAGUAGCAGCUCGACCGACUGACUGACUGAUCGAUCAUUCGCUCAUUCUCCGAAUGUGCGGAGAACCAGGAACUC
Galendromus occidentalis (western predatory mite) is the source of this 1098-nucleotide messenger RNA. RefSeq lists its product as uncharacterized. The transcript is spliced from 2 exons. NCBI's taxonomy places the organism in Eukaryota, Metazoa, Arthropoda, Arachnida, Mesostigmata, Phytoseiidae. The coding region runs from base 1 to 963 and encodes 320 amino acids. The record is from RefSeq and is a predicted model, not a curated record.